ACUAAUAAACAACUUCCUCGCAUCAUGUGCCAUCAUGCCACUUUGUGUAGUUAUUCGGUAAACGGUGAGGCGGACCCGAACCUCUUCCUCUCCUAAUAAAUUCUUCUCCUCUAAUCCAUCCCGUUGCUCUACGGCGGCCUCUCCGAAACUCCCCUCCCUCCCAUAACGAGAGGCCUUCGAAGAGUGAACGAAAAGGGGAAAAAUGGGUGGCCUCGACUCAGAGACCCCCACCACCGUGGGCUCCUUCCUCUCGGACAAAUCUGCCAAGGUGUUCGUCGCCGGCCACCGCGGCCUCGUCGGCUCCGCCGUCCACCGGAAGCUGGUCUCCCUCGGAUUCACCAGCCUCCUCCUCCGCACCCACGCGGAGCUGGACCUCACCCGCCAGUCCGCCGUCGAGUCCUUCUUCGCCGCGGAGCAGCCCCGCUACGUGAUCGUCGCCGCCGCCAAGGUCGGCGGCAUCCACGCCAACUCCACCUUCCCCGCGGACUUCAUCGGCGUCAACCUCCAGAUCCAGACCAACGUCAUCGACGCCGCCCUCCGCUGUGGCUCCGUCCGCAAGCUCCUCUUCCUCGGCUCCUCCUGCAUCUACCCCAAGCUCGCCCCCCAGCCCAUCCCUGAGUCCGCCCUCCUCUCCGGCCCCCUCGAGCCCACCAACGAGUGGUAUGCCAUUGCCAAGAUCGCCGGCAUCAAGAUGUGCCAGGCCUACCGCCUCCAGCACGGCCUCGAUGCCAUCUCCGCCAUGCCGACUAACCUCUAUGGCCCCUUCGACAACUUCCACCCGGAGAACUCCCACGUACUCCCCGCCCUCAUCCGCCGCUUCCACCAGGCCAAGGUCUCCGGCGCCAAGGAGGUCGUCGUCUGGGGCACCGGCUCUCCGCUCAGGGAGUUCCUCCACGUCGACGAUCUUGCCGAUGCAGUUGUCUUCUUGAUGGACCGGUACUCGGGGCUGGAGCACGUGAAUGUGGGCAGCGGGAAGGAGGUGAGCAUCAAGGAGCUGGCGGAGAUGGUCAAGGAGGUGGUAGGUUUCCAAGGGGAGCUGGUCUGGGAUGCGACGAAGCCGGAUGGGACCCCGAGGAAGCUCAUGGACAGCUCGAAGCUGGCGGGGAUGGGGUGGCAGGCGAAGAUCUCACUCAAGGAUGGGCUCGUCGAUACCUACAAGUGGUAUGUGGAGCACGUAGCGAUGCAGCAACAGCUGUGAUGUUCUGAUCUUCUGGUGGUAUCUUUUCUCUCUUCUUCCGUUUGUGUUCUACCUGAUGGUUUCGAUUACAUUGUUGUUGUUGUUCUCAUAUCAGUAUGCUUUUGGGGAGAGGACUAAAUUGAGAUCAAAUUGUUAUCUUAUCUACAUACAUGAUCCUGGAUGGAUUUGUAAUGCUAUAUUCUUGUUGAUUUUAUUAAUAAAAGAGCUGUGCCUUGCUCGUUAGAUUAAAUCAA
Molecule: messenger RNA, 1431 nt
Organism: Phoenix dactylifera (date palm)
Lineage: Eukaryota; Viridiplantae; Streptophyta; Magnoliopsida; Arecales; Arecaceae
Product: putative GDP-L-fucose synthase 1
Biological process (GO): nucleotide-sugar biosynthetic process
Molecular function (GO): GDP-L-fucose synthase activity
Source: RefSeq, a predicted model, not a curated record